GCCCUCCCGCCAGGGCUGGAUCCCGGGAGGAGGUCCUGGGUGCUGAGGUCGAGCAGGUACCUCUGGGUCUGUGGAACCUGGCGCACGGUUCUUCCCCCAAAGCUGCCAGGACAGCCAGGCUGGGGGCAGUGCCAGACCGGCAGCAGCCGCGCAGUGGAGCAAUCAUUCUGGGAGGUGUCCAAAGCUGGCCCAAUUUCUCUGAGGCGGAGCAGAGGAGCUUGAAUGGGAGGCUCCCAUCAGGGACACAGAGGACCUGAUCCGCUAUUCCUCCGCCAGGAGGUCCCCCAGGGCUACACUGUCGCAAGCUCCUCACUUGGCUCUCGUCCUCCGGCCGGGAAGCAUGGAUCUACCCGGACUCCUCUGCGCCUUCUUGCUGGUCGUCUGCUGCUGCUGUCGCCGCGCCACUGGUGUGCCUGGAGAGGCGGAGCAGCCCACACCAGAGCUGGUGGAGGUGGAAGUGGGCAACACGGCCCUUCUGAGGUGUGGCCCUUCGCACUCCCUGGGCAACCUCAGCCAUGUGGACUGGUUUUCUGUCUACAAGGAGAAGCCCACACUCAUCUUCCGUGUGCGCCAGGGCCAGGGUCAGAGUGAGCCUGGGGAAUACCAGCACCGUCUCAGCCUCCAGGGCCCAGGGGCUCUGGCUCUGACUCAGGUCAUGCCCCAUGAUGAGCGCAUCUUCCUGUGCCAGAGUAAGCGUCCUCGGUCCCAGGAGCACCGCAUUCAGCUCCAUGUCUUCAAAGCUCCAGAGGAGCCAACCAUCCAGGCCAGUGCCCUGGGCAUCUCUGUGAACAGCAAGGAGCCUGAGGAGGUCGCCACCUGUAUAGGGAGGAAUGGGUACCCCAUUCCUCAAGUCAUUUGGUACAAGAAUCGUCUACCCCUGAUGGAGGAGAAAAAUCGUGUCCACAUUCAGUCCUCGCAGAUCGUGGAGUCAAGUGGCUUAUACACCUUGAAGAGUGUUCUGAAGGUACAGCUGGUUAAGGAAGACAAAGAUGCCCGAUUUUAUUGUGAGCUCAGUUACCGACUGCCCAGUGGGAACCACAUGAAGGAAUCUAGGGAAGUCACUGUCCCCGUUUUCUACCCAGCGGAAAAAGUGUGGUUGGAAGUGGAGCCUGCAGGAAUGCUGAAGGAAGGGGAUCGUGUGGAAAUCAGAUGUUUGGCGGAUGGCAACCCCACACCUCCCUUCAGCAUCCACAAGCAGAAUCCCAGCACCGGGGAGAUGGAGGAAGAGAGAUCCACUGACAAUGGCCUCCUGGUGCUGGAGCCUGCCCAGAAGCAGCAUAGCGGGCUCUAUGAAUGCCAGGGUCUGGACCUAGAAACCAUGAUACCACUGUUGAGUGAACCCCAGGAGCUGCUGGUGAACUAUGUGUCUGAUGUUGACGUGAGUCCCGCAGCCCCUGCAGGCCAAGAAGGCAGUAGCCUUACACUGACCUGCAAGGCAGAGAGUAACCAGGCCCUCGAGUUCCAGUGGCUGAGAGAAAAGACAGGCCAAGUGCUGGAAAAGGGGCCUGUGCUUCACUUUGACCAUCUGAAACGGGAGAUAGGAGGAGGCUACCGCUGCGUGGCAUCUGUGCCCAGCAUACCUGGCUUGAACCGCACACAGCUAGUCAAUGUGGCCAUUUUUGGUCCCCCAUGGAUGGCAUCAAAGAAGAGGAAGGUGUGGGUGAAAGAGAAUACAAUGCUUAAUCUGUCUUGUGAAGCAUCAGGACAUCCUCGGCCCACCAUCUCUUGGAACAUCAACGGCUCUGCAAGUGAAGAAUACCAAGAUUCAGAGAGGGUGCUGAGCACUCUGAAUGUCCUUGUGACCCCAGAGCUGUUGGAGAGGGGCGCGGAAUGCACAGCUUCCAACUCCCUGGGCAGAAACAGCACCAUCAUCAUCCUGGAGCUGGUCAGUUUAACCACCCUCACACCAGACUCCAGCAAAACAGCUGGCCUCAGCACCUCCACUGCCAGUCCUCAUGCCAGAGCCAACAGCACCUCCACAGAGAAAAAGCUGCGGGAGCARGAGAGCAAGGGCGUGGUCAUUGUGGCUGUGAUCGUGUGCAUCCUGGUCCUGGCUGUGCUGGGCGCUGUCCUCUAUUUCCUCUACAAGAAGGGCAAGCUGCUGUGUGGGCGGUCAGGCAAACAAGAGAUCACGCUGCCCCCGUCUCAUAAGAGCGAAUUUGUAGUUGAAGUUAAGUCAGAUAAGCUCCCAGAAGAGAUGGGCCUCCUACAGGGCAGCAGCGGUGACAAGAGGGCUCCAGGAGACCAGGGAGAGAAAUACAUCGAUCUGAGGCAUUAGCCAUGGAAUCACAUUGGUUCUCUCCUCACCUGGACAGUUUCUGGCUCCCUGCUCACUCUUUUCCCCAGCCAAAGCCCCCAAAGGGACUACAGAGAAGACCCUGCUCCAGCACACCUACAGAUCAAUUCUAGAGGGCUAUGGGCUAGGGCCAGAGCCAUCCCAAGAAGGACCUCACUUAGCCCUGGAGGCCCCCUUUUAGGGCCCAGUCCACCUCUAUCUCCACUUAUGCGAUAUUCAGAAGAGGCCUCAGUUCCCCACAAGUGACUGAAGUUUCUUGUAGAACAUGUUUUCUCCUUAAAUAUGCUAUAGCUAUAAAUACCUGUCUUCUACCAGCCCCUAUCCGAGCUGGUUUUCUGCCUACCCCCCGCCAGGCUGGCUUUGGUAAUUCAUUUGUACCCCUGACAUGAGAAGGCACCAGGGCCCAGGUGCCURUUCACUGUCACAGAAUGUCAGUUUUGCUGGCUCUGGAGAGUAUGCUGUAGUAUCCGGAAGCAGUGGCAGAGUCGCUGCUAUAACUUCCUGCCUGCCUCUUUUGUGACAUUUUCUCUUUGGGCAUAAAUCAGGAACUGGUGUUAUUUCCUCAAGAAUAUGUCCUGCAGGGAGGAAGCCGGGUGACAUUCCUGUGAAGACCUCUGAGCCUGAGCCUCUACAUUUACAUGGCUCCCAGUGCCCUCAAAGGAUCAUGUGAGACUGAAAGAUGAGAGAUGGAGGGAGAGAGAUGAGGUGACCUGUCCUUUAUGGGGAUUAAGGCUAUAGUUAUAUUAUCACCAAAUUUCUAUAAACUGAGCUAAUGGGCCUAGACUCUACAAGGGCCCAAAUAGGAGAAUGGUACUUAGGGAUGAAAAACCAGGGGCCUGGCUAGAGCUUUGGGGUGUGUGUGAGUGUGUAGUCACAUGCAUGCUUGCUCAUGUGGUUUUGUUGUAUGUAAAUCUGCAAAUUGUGUCUAUGUGUGUGCGUGUGCGUACGUGUGUGUGUGUGUGUGUGUGAGAGAAAAAUAAAGCUUAAUUGUCCUGGAAGUUGUGCAGUGCUUUCCAUUCAUCAUGGGUACCACAGGUACCUGGGGUUUCUCACCUGCCCCCAAAAGAAUACAGAACCUUUUGCAGCUGCCAGUGGAGACCAGGGUUUCUUCUGGUUCCAGUUCUGCCCCAGAGAGGAUAGCCCCGCCAUUUCUCAGCAGCAGGGGGCCUGGCAGACUGCUGGCCAAGCAGAACCCACCUCAGUAUCUGGUCAUAUAUUGCCUCCCAAAUGAGCAAGAACUCGAGUCUGCUACAACAAAAAAAAACUUUAUUUAAAAAUACUUCUUUUACAGACAUGGGUGCUUGAAAAGCUCUUUAGUUAACUGUGUAUGGAAAUGAAAAAUAAUUAAUAAAUAACAUUAGUAUAACAGACCUCUAAACAUUAAUACAUUGGCAAAACAAUGGACUUAAAAUGAAAAUGAAUCUUAAAGCUCUGCUAUUCUCUGUAAGAAUAUUUACCUUCUGUUUUUUCUUGUUCUUUACAGGUGAGGAUGAUUAAAUACUGCUAAUAUAAUUUUUUUUAUAUUAAUGACACAUUUUUAAAAUAGUCCACAAAAAUCUUACCUAAGUGUCUGUUUUGUUUUCUUAACACUGAUAUACAAAUUGGGACUCUUCAUUCUAGAGAAAACAUCAAGUUCUCUCCAGCCCCAYGCAGGUCAAGAAUUUCAAAAUCUUGAAUAAGGAGGAUUUUAUAAAGAAUUGUUUCUAUCUCCCAAUUCUUUAUUAGUUAAAGGCAGGGAAGAAUUGAGGAAACGAUAAGUAAAAUGUCACUAUAUAGAAAAUUUCCUCCUGCUGAAACCUAUUACAAUAAUAAUACCGACAGGCUUCUGGUACAUAUUCCUUGCUGCCCUUCUCUGGGGAAAAGCAGACCUUGUAGAGGGCACUAGCUACUUAAUGCUUUUAAGUUUAAAGACUUCAAAUGAAAGGAAAGCCAAGUCUGAGGAAGAAGCAGGAGGUCUAGGCUGGCUCAGGAUCCAGCAAAAAAAAAAAAAAAAAGAACUGCCUCCCCCUUUCAGGAGAGUCCACCCUAUACUUUUCCAUAUGCAACAGGGUCAUUGAUAUGAUCAGGGAGCUGGGGCACUUGGAAUGGUCCAGAGUAUAUCUGGAAAUUGUGGAACAUUUUGUCUCUUGCAAGAGACAAAGCAUUCAAUCUGAUAACUAAGCUGCUGAUUGGAACCAAACAAGUGAUCCCAAGUACAAUGCUGCUGUCUUCCAAAAAAGCCUCAUGAUAGAGCAAAGGGACCACAGGCAUACUGUAUCUUGUGUGCCACAUCUCCAGCCACAGAGAGACUCUUCCUAUUCCCUGGACUCUAGGGCUAAGGAUACUCAAGGUAGAGGAGCUCAGACUCGGGCAUUUCCAUAUUAAGUCCUAAAAUGCAGCCUUGGAUACAGUGCUGCCUUAGAAAGGCACAAAAUGUUUGGCUUUUUUUUUUUUUUUCAGUGUGCUAAAAAUUGUUUUGAAUAAAGGAAAAAGAUAUAUAAGGUUAAAAAUCCCAAGUAGCCACAGCCAGAAAGCAGAUGUAGGAGGUACCUCAUAGCUGCCAUGCCCUGCCACAUGUUUCAGCAGGAAAUUGGGCUUGUCAUUCAAGGCCAAGACACUAAAACAGUACUGAGCAGGGUAGGUCAGGAGCCAUCUCCUCUCCACAGGCAUUGUACUAUAGGCUCCUUUACCCCAACAACAGGACAGGAGAGAGAGGCCAUGGGAGAGAACACAUGGUCUACAGACUCAAGUAGUUCUCUGCCUCUUCAGUUUCAAGACAGCCAUAGCAUGGCUACCCUCACCCACCAUGGGGUCAGAGGUAGGCAGGGAGGAAGAAGUGACACAGGCACCCAGCACUCCCACUUCAGGGCCUGUGCAGGGAGGCAGUGUAAAGCCUGAGGAGCUGCUUGCAGAAGUGCUGAGCAAUCAUCUUCUCUGGCCUUCCAUCCGGUUCAGGGUAGGAAAAAACAUGUGCAAGGCAAUGUGGAGGGUUGCUGCUCACAUUCUCUUUUGGGACUGAAUCAGGAUUACAAAGCCAGGUGAUCAGAACUCUGCUGAUUUGUUCAGCUGCCAGAUCAGGAGAUCUGAGGCUGGCUUUCAGCCUUGACUCUGUAAAACACAGGGAGUGGUCAGCCACAUUUUUCUCAAACACUAUACUAGGGAAAGGGGUGGCAAGAUCUCCAAACAGCUGUUAGUCUGUUAGUCAACAGCUGGCUCUUCUGCCUGGGGGCUUUCCAUUUGACGCUGAAUGAAUGUGCAGGGUCUGCUCUCUCCGUCCUUAUUUCUCCAUCUCUUCCUCUUUUACUACUUUCUGGAACCAAGGAAUACUGAUUCUUCCCUUUGGAACAACCCAGAUUUCCUGGGACACUGUGAAGGCACAUGGCACUACUGUCCCUCUAAUCCUUAAUUUAGGAGCCUAGACUAGACUAUCAAACACAAAAUCUGGUGACCUACCCUUCCAUGUGCCUUGAUGUAUGUCUUUGGAUUAUUAGGUUACUUCUGUGUAUAUCAAAUGACUCUGGUAGUUUAAAAAAGUUAUAAGCAAGGCAUAUAAAAUGCCUUAUAAUGCAAAACAGGCUCAGGAUGGGAAAAACAAUAGAUCCAGGCAAGGUGAAGCAUAGUUUAAGGGGGGGGGGGAGCUUUAAUAUAAAGGAAAGCAAUCGGACAGGGAAAUACAGACAUCCUAUCUAAGGAGCUUGCAGUAGAAGCUCUAUACUACACUGUAAUCUCUAUAUCCUGGAAACAUCCCAACUCUCACCCAUUUUUAUUGGCUCCAGCAAAGCAGUUUCUGAGGUGCCUAGGAACAACACUGCAGAGCUCCCUCACACAGGACAACAAGGAAGAGGAGAAGAGGAGAUGCAAGAUAGCCAGGAGCUCAAAGGAUGGAUAGAUAUUCAACACUAAAACCUGAAGAGUCCACAAAUUCAAGGGUAGUAGCUAAGUGGAAUCGUGAUCUCUUCUCAGUGACAUGAAAGAAGGCUGAAGACCUGAGGUUGAAGGGUGGCUAAGAAAUGCCACCUAGGAACAGACUAGCAUGCCCUCAAGAGGGAGGAAAAAAAUCUUGGAUGCCAAGACUCAUAAGACGAAGAAAAGUAAGAAAUAAAGAAGAAACAAAGACAGUGAGCAGAAUUAAAGUGAUUCUAAGGAUUUACUCGAUGACCCAGACACCUUCUGAUGUCUGUCUUCCCACUCUCAAAAAAGCAGGACAACAGCAGCUUUACCACUGGAGUAGAAGUCCCUAGUUCUGAUGCUGCUGCCAUUUGCCACACCUUCCUGUUCUUCCUGAAGGCCAAAUGGUCAGGGAUGGACAUCUGAUCAACAUGCUGGGCUGAGUUUAUUCUUUCUUAAGAAUAUGAACUAAGAGGAACUGGGAAUCUGUUCGUGGUUGUGGUGAUCCCUAGAGCUGGAGGGUCACAUGGACUUGAGGACUGGGGUGCCUAUUUGGAAGCUAUCCAUGCAAACAGGCUAUGAAGUAGGAGGGACCAUGCAAGAAUCAACUGUACUUCCUAUCCUGGGUUCCAUAAAAAUAUUCUGCCCUUAUCACUGACUUCCUCCUUUCUUUACCUGGAAUAUUUCUUGUAUCCAAAGGAUCCGUAACCAGGAAAGUUAAAAUACAAUCUCAACCUGGUUCCACCAUCUGCCCUCCUUCAUGAAUUAAGUGGUUAUGUGCAUUUCCUAAAGAAAGAUUGCUAAUGUAGACUAAGAUCAAAGUUGUAAUAGAAAUGUUUUAGGUGAAGUUAGAAUACUUUAGAUUGAAUUUUGAAGUGUUAGGGUUUAGGAGAAUAAUAAGGUGUUGAUACUAAGCUCUGACAUCUCUGUGGUUCCCUGCUCUGAAGGAAAUGCUGAUACAGAGCACUGAGUCCAGUCUGUACUACUGACUGGCUCUCAGAAGACCACACAAUCCACCGAAAAUCAGGAUCCAAAGACAGGUGCCUCCUAUCUCCACCCCUUCAAUGACAUGGAAUUAGCUGCAAAGGCCACUGAAGGAUUGGAAAACAAAUCCCCAGUAGUAAGGGAUGGUAAAAGGUAACAGAAGGCUAAAAGAGAAACCUUCACAAGAAUGGGGAUUAGGGACACAAGCAGCUCAGUAAAAAGAUCAAAGAAGGCACUAGAUUGAAAGGGGCCUGUGGGCAGAUCCUUUGCUUAAACAUUUAAUGCCCUACUAUACAACUCUAAGCCAACAUACCUCUUAAGCCAAAUAGAUGCCACUGAAAGACAUAACAAAGGUGGGUAUCCAUGAAACUCAGACCAAGGAAUCUCCUCAAUAUUAUAAAAGCUAUAGGAAGACAACAGGGAUUUCAGAGGAAAGUCUUAGACUGAUUUUAACCAGCACAGAUCUUUAAGAAUAGUUAAGUCUGCAUAAAAUCUGUGAAUAAAAUUGUACAAUCUUACUUGGAGGAGAUAUUUUAGGAUCAAAUUCAAGUGCUAGACAGCCUGAAGUACAAUCCCUCAACAUCAGUAAACUACCAUGUGGUGGAAGGGAAUAACAUAUAGCUGACAUUCCUGGUGCAUGCUAAUCACCCAAACAUUUGCUGAGUGAACAACUGAACUGCUAUAACCAGGGCAGUAUUCAGUGGACAAUGGUCAUUCCAGAGUCAAAAAGGCCAACAGCAAAAGCAAAGUAUAAGGUCAAUAACCUUCUAACUUUCAUGACAUGAGGUAGGAAAAUAUUCUGCAUUAACACCACUGCUAAUCACCUACAAAAAACACUAGAUCUUGUUAAAGGUGUCUUAAAGCUGAUCCCUAGUUCGCAAGAAAGUUGUGUUACAAAAAUUAAUUUGUAAGUUGCUUUUGGGACCAUAAAACACAUUUUACUUUUUAUAAAGGAAGUAAAUAUUUUAAGUAUAAAGAAUAGCAACCCCCCCCCCCUUUAUCCACAGAACACCUAAUGAUACUAAUAGUAUCCCACAUCUUGGACUCUGGCAAUGAGAGUCUGUCUACAAAGAGAAAGAGAACAGGAAAAAAAAAAAAAAAGGCAGAAUAUAUAGGGUGCGAUUG
Messenger RNA from Urocitellus parryii (Arctic ground squirrel), 8272 nucleotides. The record is from RefSeq and is a predicted model, not a curated record. NCBI's taxonomy places the organism in Eukaryota, Metazoa, Chordata, Mammalia, Rodentia, Sciuridae.